AUGAGCGAAAAAUUUUCGGCCCACUCUCGAGAGCCGGGGGAUCUUGGGUACAAUGGCUUUGUUGUAUCUCUCUUCUACCUUGCACCUGUCGAGGUGGAGCAGAUUAGAGAUCCUCAUGUGGUGAUUACUCUCAAGGGACUCACGAAGAAAAAUGCCGUUACUAAGGAAAAGAGGCUUGCCGAGUUCUUGCGAAUGCUUUCUGAGGGCCAAAUGGAUGUACAUGAUACUUUCAUUCUAAUGUGUUGGCUUCAAUUGUAUCCGCGUAUGGCGAUCGAUAGCUCUAAAGCUGUACGGCAAUUGGCACACCAAAUCCAGGCCACAUACAUGGACAGAAUAGGUGGCAAAGAAUUCAGCAAAUACUUGAAAAGCUCCAUUGCAAGUUGGCUUCAGUCUUUGUAUGACGAGAAAGCAGUUUCAGCUUCCUCAUAUAGGCUGUUAUUGGAAUCUUUUGGUAACGACAAGGAGAGAGUAAACACUAAGAUUUGGAUGGUUUUUCAUGAGCAGAUUAUCAACUACUGUCAUGCUGUUUUGGCGCAUGAGACUGCAAGUACUAUAACUGAUGAGAGAUAUGAGACUGCUGAUGACGUACUUCUCAAAUACUAUCGUGCUCAGAAUGGGGCAAUACAAAUGCUUUUGAAAAUUAUUUCUUUAGCAAAUGACAACAGCGACUUUGUUAUUUCAGAACUGGCUAUGACACAAGUAAAUGAAAUUCUUACUCAUGAGCCCUUCUGGGAUCAUUUAGGUCUCUGCUGUGCGGGCGAUUCUAUUAAUGUUAACGUUUUCAGGGGAUACUUGUCUCUCCUCAAGAUCUUGUUCGCAUCAGAUGACAAAGGCUUCCCUAUGCCAUUUACGUCUCGUAUGGACAACGUGAGAAGUGUUUACAGACUCAUAUCCAAAAAGUUCAUAAAGCAUGUGAAGUUACAAACAGGUAAUGCGUCUAAUGUCAUUUACUCCUCCGUCUUGAUUGAUUUCUGGAAUACUUUAACCACAUUGACUUCAGUGACUUCUUGGAAUGAUGACGUACGAAAAAAACAUAAACUCAAGAAAAAUUUCUGGGUUUUGGGAGGUUCAAAGAGUUACAGCCGCUUGAAGCUGUAUAUCAAAUUGGGACCUUGCCAAUCUGACCCGGUAUUUUAUGUGAUCUUGAAGAAUUUCUUUUGUGCUCUAGCCCAAGCAGGAAUUGAAAGUGAAGAAGAUUUCUUGUUUCUCAACUUCACGUCUUCUAAAGAUGCAAAAACCAUAAUUGAGUCCUCUUUAGGCGCCCAGUUCCAAGAAAUCGGAAGAAUUAACGGUUUUGCUUAUAAAGAUAGUUGUUCUCAAUGUCUUUAUCAAGUCCUUGAUCUUUUCCAAUUACCUGACAGCCAGAGCCGCACAUUUGCUGCAUACAUUUUCGAUCUUGUUUUAGAUGGGCUUUCGGUCCCAUCCAGAAGAGUAAACGAAAAGGAAAUAAAACAAAGAUCAGUUCAUAAUCUUGCCACAUAUGCAGACCACCAUGACAUUGAUUUGAUUUCUUUUAACUCGGCGCUUACCAAUCAUUUGGGAAGGAAAGAACCUUUCCGCACUGACGAAUAUCAGUUUACUCAAUCCUUUGAAUCUUUAUGCGAAACUUAUAUCUCCUUGCUACUAGAACUCUCUUCACAUGAUUCAUUUGUGGAUUUACAAACGAAACUAGUUGAAUCUCUCUCAGAGUUAUUUGAGGUCGAAGAAGUUUCCAUGGGAUUCAAGUUAUUGACUUGCUUUCUCCGCACAUCAUCGGAAAUAAAUGGCGCCGUUGAGGAAUGGGCAGCGACUUUGGCAAGCUAUGUUACGGACACCUUUGUCGAUCAACCUUUGAGCGUAUUGGAGUUACUUUUAAAGAAAAAAAUUCGGUUAAAUGAGAAAGAGGUUUUUGGUGAUUUUUUUUCGAAGAUAGCCGAAGUUUCACCAUCGGAUCUCGCUAAGCUAUUAGUCAUAGCCAAAAAAUUUGAUGUCAACGUCAAAGAAGUCCCUGAUCUUUGGAACUAUCUUGUGGAAUUGUCUAAAAAGACAAGUAGAAGUUCUCAAGAAAAUGAAGCUGUCUUUUCCUAUCUUGGUACUCCUGAGAUAUUCGGUAAUGUCAUUGGCUCAUCUAAUACUGAAUCUUUCAAGCUUGAUCUCAUCCAGAACAUUUCACAUCUUCGCCUUCCUGUUCUUGUACAUGAGGACUUGCAAUUGCCUAUAAAAGACUUGGUAUCAGUGGCUUUAGGACAUAUAUCGUCCGAUGCCUCAAGGGAAUUUUUGGCUUUGGUUGAAGACAAGGACUUAAUUAAGGAUUCUGUAUUUCAAAGAAUAACUAAGAAGAGUUAUGCUGAUGACUUCCGUGAUAUUGCAGACUAUGUUGCUCAAAAUCCUCAUAUUAUGCCUCUCGAUGCUUUUCAAAAAGAAAUCACUAUGGCCUUGAACGCUAUUGAUCUUUAUUCUAUUGCCAUUUCCAAUCCAUUAGGACAAACUGCUCACAUUGUUGAGACAUGCACUGAACAAAACACAUUUUUGAGUGAGCAUGUUCUUUCAAUCGGAAAAUUCCUUUUUGAUUACCUCUCCUUUGAAUCUCAAGAAGUUUCAGUCAACUUGGUUACCCUCAUUGGCCUUUGUGCUGAGUAUACUCAAGAUUAUAACUUUAUUGUGGAUGUGGACAGGUCAAGCAUAACGCUACUUGAUUUGAAAAAAGACUUGUUGACUUACUUCUUGGAGCAUUGUUCGGUUGAUAAUGUUGUUCUUGCUCAGUUUUUCAACGCUUCGGUUUCUGAUAGAAGCCUGUUGAUUUUCGAGAUGGAUUCAUCGGUAUCAGGAAAGGGACCAUUUAAUGCGCUUCAAUUUUAUCAUGCAAGAAUAGUUGCUGCCCUUUUCGAACCUAUCUUUGAGAACAUGCCAUCUUCCACAUUUGAGACCUUGGAUAUACAAUUCUCAAAGUUAACUGGGCAUCCUUUGAAGUUGGCGAUUUUGUUGUGUACUGCAAAAAAGUUUUUGGAUGAAACAAACAAACUUGACAGAGUUCAAGGUUAUGUAUUUGGAGAAAUUUUGGGCAUUCGGAACUCAACCCAAAUUUUGAAAGAGGGUCCAAAGUGGCUAUCCUUGGCUUCAGAGUUUUUAAAACUUGGCACAACAUCAAAACUGCUUAUAGAGGUCCUACCUAAACACAAGUUAGGAAUGCUUAUUUCCCUGCUUGCUGCAUGGCUAGAGUGUGAUAUAGCGUACGACGAUGAAUUCAUUGGAAUAAGAAGUCUUAUGGCAAAUUUCUUGACAUUGUUACUUCCGCUCACUGUUACCGAAUUGCCUGAAAAAGCGUGGGAAGUUGCAGUUAAUUUAUGUCUCAACAAUUUUGCAACUGUUCAAGUGCAGGCGAAAGAGUUAGAAUUGAAGUACUUUACCAUGAAGUUGCUCAACGUGUUAUCAAGCCUCCCUACACUUGACCACUAUCCUUCUUGGACGGAAAGCAGAAUAUCGGUUAUCGAAGAAUUGGUGGAGUUGAUGAUCAACGAAGAAGUUGAAGGCUAUUGCUCAAAAUGCCACAACCAACCAGUGGCCUUGUCUAAUGAAAUGGUGGAGAGGAUCUUGAAAAAGGAAAAUGUCCCCAAUAAGAUAAUCGGUGACAACCUUGAUCGCUUCUUUGACUUGGUCAUACAUUCUAGGUUCUUGACCAUGCAAAGAUUGGCAACUUUUCUUUUGGGGAAGUAUAUUCGGGAUUCGCAAGAAGUUUUUGUUGUGGAGCACGAACUCAAAAUUUCUAGCCUUCACGAUCAGGAUACUGACAACUUGAAAGCUACUCUACCUACAGUUUUGGUAGAUGCCAUUUCUGCGUCGCCGCAUUUUCUUGCGGAUGCACUUGAUGCUGGAGAGUUGCAUUCUGCAGCUAAAUUUUUGUGGAGCUGGUUAUUAAUCUUCACUUAUUUUAAGGAUACUACCUACUCGAUCAAAAAUGAUUACAUUAGUCAGUUGAAGGAAAAAGAUGUGAUUCGGACUUUGCUCGACUCUAUUUUUUCAGUGGUUGAUGUUUCUGAUGGCACAUUUACGAAGUCUCUUGUGAUGGGAGCUUUAGAUAAAAAUGAAAAAGUGGAUCCCGAAAAGUGCACAAUCCAAAGCUACGAUGUAUUGGAUGGCUGUAUUGGUGAACCGGUCUCUUAUGAAAUGCGCUUUUUGCUUGUCCAUUUGUAUUACUUAAGUUUCCAAUAUUUUGGCACUCAGGUUCUGCAAUGGUACAAUGAGAUCCGUGAUUUGCAGUUAAAGCAACAAGUGGAAAGAUUUUCAGUUCGCUUUGUUUCUCCGAUCCUCAUUGAUAAGAUGCUAGUAGAUAUUGACCAAGUGAAAGCAAAAUUGACCUCAAAGGAUGAAAACCUCUCGAUUAAAAUCAGCAAGGUUUCAAAUGAGAUUAAAUCAGUUUAUGUUAUUGACGAGCAGACAAUGGAGAUGGUUGUCAAGAUACCUGAUUCGUUUCCUCUUGCUAAUAUCACUGUGGAAGGGCCAAUGAGAUUGGGUGUGAAGGAGAAUCAGUGGAAAGCUUGGUUGCUUGCGUCCCAGAGGGUUGUUUCAUUGAUGAACGGCUCAAUUAUCGACUGCAUUGAGCUUUUCAACAAAAAUGUCAAUCUUCAUUUCUCUGGGUUUGAGGAGUGUGCGAUUUGCUACUCCAUUCUCCACCAAGAUCAUUCCUUGCCUUCUAAGGUCUGUCCAACGUGUCUGAACAAGUUCCACUCUGCCUGCCUCUAUAAAUGGUUCAAGAGUUCUGGUAGCAGUACUUGUCCAUUGUGCCGGUCAGCUUUCAACUUUAAAGCAUCUCGUUCUUAA
Messenger RNA from Clavispora lusitaniae ATCC 42720, 4797 nucleotides. The record is from RefSeq and is a predicted model, not a curated record. NCBI's taxonomy places the organism in Eukaryota, Fungi, Ascomycota, Pichiomycetes, Serinales, Metschnikowiaceae.